Messenger RNA from Juglans regia (Persian walnut), 432 nucleotides. RefSeq lists its product as uncharacterized. Lineage: Eukaryota; Viridiplantae; Streptophyta; Magnoliopsida; Fagales; Juglandaceae. Bases 1 to 432 code for a protein of 143 amino acids. The record is from RefSeq and is a predicted model, not a curated record. The transcript has a single exon.
AUGGGAAGCUGCUUGAGUAGUGAUAUUAGGACUGCAACACAGGAUGAGAAAGAAGAGCUGCCAAAGGGAGAAGAAGAAGUGGUUGAACAAACAGAAUCAUGUCCUCGACCCGAGUCAGAACCAGUGAAGCUGCUGCAGGCGGAUGGUGCUAAGAAGAAGAUGGUUAGGUUCAAGCUGCAAGAAGACGAUGAUAAUGUCGGUAGAGGAAGUACAGAUCAUGGUGAUUCUAGGAGCCGGGUUGUGAGGAUUAGAGUGGUGGUGACCCUGAAAGAGUUGAAACAGAUACUGAAUUCGGAGGAGAACUUUCAAUAUUCUUCUGUGGAGGAAUUGGUAAGUGCAAUGAAGUUGACAAGAUCAAGGACUUGUAAAGCUAAAACAAGUGAUGGUGACAGUUGGAGGCCAGCUUUGGCGAGCAUUCCAGAGGACCAUUGA